AUGGACUAUUGUGAAGCGGUAGCGGUUGAAGUUAUACUGAAGCCAACACCAAUUCUGCUGUACCUAUGUUACAUGAAAAUCUUCGAUAUUGACAUCGCCAUCAAACAUUUUGAAAAUAUCAAGUCACUCAUGAAUCGCUUUCCUGCCCACCAAGUGAUGGUUUUGGGUGAUUUCAACUUGAAAGAUAUCCAAUGGACUGCAAAUGAAGCUGAAAAUUGCUACGAGCCUAUCAUUUCAAUAGAAACAAGAUCUAUCUAUUUGAAAAACGCGAAUACAUUUUUGACUGAAAUUCUCGGACUGCCGCUGUAUCAAAUUUCAAACAUUGAAAAUAUAGCUUCGAAUGUGUUGGAUUUACUAUUUGUGAACAGUUCGUGUGAAGUCAAAUUGAGUGUCGACCAACACACACUCGUUGAUGAGAGCCAACAAGAUGUUUAUCAUAAACCGUACGCCAUCGAAUUUGAAUAUUCCAAAGUUGGAUCAAUGAUACGUGCUGAACCCAAAUUAGUGUUCAAAUACUCUCGUGGAAAUUAUCGACGACUUUGUCAACAGAUUGAGUGCAUAAAUUUUCAACACGAAUUUAGUAUUCGCGAUGUUCAUUCAGCGUUUGACUUCUUCCACUGCACCAUGAAAACACUCACAGAGAACAAUAUACCAAAGGUUUUGGUAACCAAUUACCCUAACAAGCCUAAAUGGUGGACUCAUGAGUUGCAGCAUAAGAAAAAUCAACGAGAUAAAUCGUUCAAGCGUAAACCGAAAGGCAUUCAAACAACAGAAUACAUCGAUGCAUGUCGUGAUUUCAAUGAGUUGAACGAUAAACUGCAUAGUGAAUACAUUGCUGGUGUUCAAAAUAAUAUCAAAUCGAAUCCAGCAGAAUUUUGGAAAUUUGCGAAAAUUGGCAACAAACAAGCUACGUAUCCAAAUCAAAUGCACAACAAUAAUGCCACGGCUGAUUCACCUGAUGAUAUUGUUCAACUGUUUGCAGAUUACUUCGAGACAAUUUAUGUAGCUGAUGAACAACUUUGGAAUUUCGACGAAAUAUUUCAAGAGAGUGCUGAUUUUACUGAAAUCAAUGUGUCAUUGACAAGUAUCGAACUAGCCAUUAACUCUUUAAAGUGGCAUAGUGGUGCUGGACCAGAUGAGAUAUCACCGUUUGUCAUCAAGCAAUGUAUCGACGCCAUUGUUUGGCCAAUAUGGCUUUUGUACCAGAAAACAUUUGAUGCUGGUACUAUUCCGUAUCUGCUCAAGCUGUCGAGAGUUGUGCCAGUUUACAAAAAAGGCCCCAAAGAGGAUGUCACAAAUUACCGUGUGAUAGCAAUCAGUUCAGUCAUUCUGAAAAUCUUUGAAUUAUCAAUCAAGCACCAGUUGAGUGCUAUCAUUGACCCACAAUUAUCGAAUUCACAACAUGGAUUCAGAACAAAGCGUUCUGUUACAACGAAUUUACUGAGCCUGUCUAUAUUAGCGCACGAUGUGUUUCGCAAGAAAACGCAACUUGAUGUCUUUUACGGAGAUUUUAAAACUGCGUUCGACCGCGUAUGGCAUCGAAAACUCAUCGAGAAAAUUGCUCACUUCAAAAUUGGUCGUAAAACCGCCAGAUGGCUAUGCGACUUUGUCAUCGGUCGUUUCAAUUUUGUGAUGAUUGGCCAGUCCAAAUCCAGAUCAUACCCGUCACCAUCUGGUGUGCCUGCUGGAAGUGUUCUGGGGCCAGUUUUGUUCACCAUGUUUAUAAACGACAUAAGUGCCAUUGUUGAAAAGUCUACCGUGCUGCUGUUAGCAGACGACAUCAAAAUAGCAUUGGAAAUACGAGGCAAUACCAUGUCAAACAACACGCAUCACCUUCAAAAUGAUAUUGAUAAACUCAUGUUUUGGUCAAUCGCCUUUAACAAAGACAUAUUCACAACAAUUAUUCAAUUCUAUUCGGCUUAUACCUGA
Molecule: messenger RNA, 1929 nt
Organism: Sitodiplosis mosellana (orange wheat blossom midge)
Lineage: Eukaryota; Metazoa; Arthropoda; Insecta; Diptera; Cecidomyiidae
Exons: 3
Coding region: 1-1929 (642 amino acids)
Source: RefSeq, a predicted model, not a curated record